This is a messenger RNA of Arabidopsis arenosa, 1474 nucleotides long. Lineage: Eukaryota; Viridiplantae; Streptophyta; Magnoliopsida; Brassicales; Brassicaceae. The record is from the annotation of a GenBank genome assembly.
AUUAAUUACAUCAUUUACUUUAGGGAAAGAUAUCCGAAAAUCAGAAAAAUGAUAAGAUACAUUAUCUAAUUUCCUUUUAUUGAUACGGUUUAUGAUUUUAAUCAAUUUUCUAUCUGUCCGAAAAACAGUAGGAGAGAUUUGGGUGUUAAUUGAUUGAGUUUGAGAAUUGAGAAAUUAGGGUUUUUUUUUGGUUCUCUGAUCUGAAACUUGGGUAGAAGAAAAAAAUGGAGGAAGUUGAAGCUGCUAACAAAUCAGCUAUUGAAAGCUGUCAUGGAGUGUUAAGUCUCUUGUCACAACAAACCAGUGAUCCCAAAUCCUUAAUGGUUGAAACAGGAGAAGCAAUUUCCAAGUUCAAGAGAGUAGCUUCUCUGUUAACUAGAGGGUUAGGCCAUGGAAAGUUUAGGAGUAUCAACAAGUUUAGGUCAUCUUUUCCUCAACAAAUCUUCUUAGAGAGCCCUAUUUGCUGUGGUAAUGAUUUAAGUGGUGAUUACACUCAAGUUCUUGCACCAGAGCCACUUCAGAUGGUUCCAGCUUCUGCUGUUUAUAAUGAAAUGGAGCCAAAACACCAAUUGGGUCAUUCUCCAUUGAUGCUUAGUCACAAAAUGUGUGUUGACAAGUCGUUUCUGGAGUUAAAGCCACCGCCUUUUCGUGCUCCUUAUCAGUUAAUCCACAACCACCAGCAGAUAGCUUACUCUAGGAGCAAUAGCGGUGUAAACCUUAAGUUUGAUGGAUCUGGUAGUAGUUGCUAUACUCCGAGUGUAUCAAACGGAUCAAGAUCAUUCAUAUCAUCUCUUAGUAUGGAUGCUAGUGUAGCAGACUACGAUAGGAACUCGUUCCAUUUGACCGGAUUAUCCCGUGGGUCUGACCAUAUAUCGCAGCAUUCCCGGAAGAUGUGCUCUGGUAGUUUGAAAUGCGGAAGUAGAAGCAAAUGUCAUUGUUCCAAGAAAAGGAAACUGAGGGUAAAACGAUCAAUCAAGGUGCCUGCAAUCAGUAACAAGAUUGCGGAUAUCCCUCCAGAUGAGUAUUCAUGGAGGAAGUAUGGACAGAAACCGAUAAAGGGUUCACCGCAUCCACGGGGAUACUAUAAAUGCAGCAGUGUGAGAGGUUGUCCAGCAAGGAAGCAUGUGGAGCGAUGUAUCGAUGAAACUUCAAUGUUAAUUGUAACUUACGAAGGCGAGCAUAACCAUUCAAGAAUAUUGUCUUCACAAUCAGCUCAUACCUGAUGAAACAGAGUCUAAUAUGCCUGUCCCUUUUACGUCUACUCUUGGAUUUGAAAGAACAAUGAAUUUGAUUCAAGAAACCGCUCUUUGUAGCUCUGAUUUGCAAUUGUAUAUUUCACUUUGACAUGAGUUAUAAGAGCACUUGUGAACUCGGAUUCUGUGGUGGCAGACAGUAGCAAGAAACAUCAACAAUUUGGUUUCUACCGAGCUUUUUCUUAGAUAUAUGUAUGCAACAAUAUAUAAGGUUUAUUUAU